UGUGUGCUUCUGCUGGGGUGCGUCUUUCAUUACGCAAACACUCCCACAUGAAACCUUGCAAACUCAGUAACGGCAUGGAUUCUGAAUCAGAAGCUGACAUCCAGUGCAGAAGCGGGGCUGCUUGUGCCGCCAAGUGUGGCUCUGAACGCCUGGAGAAUGUUGCCAAGCGGAGGCUUGCUGCGAACGCCAGGGAGAGAAGACGGAUGCAGGGGCUGAACACAGCCUUUGACCGCCUACGCAAGGUGGUCCCCCAGUGGGGACAAGACAAAAAGCUUUCCAAAUAUGAGACCCUCCAGAUGGCCCUCAGUUACAUCAUGGCAUUGACAAGGAUCCUUGCCGAAGCCGAAAGGUACAGCGCAGAGAAAGACUGGAUUAACUUCCACUGUGAGCAUUUCCAUCCGGAGAACUGCCACCAUGAGUAUACGGGACAGAAGUCCACUGGGGAGGUGGACCCUUACGCACAGAGACUUUUCAGUUUCCAGCCUGACCACUACUGAAUGGACAGAGCAGUAUGAUUUUGGCAUAGGCAUUUCUGAUAUCUAUCUAUCUAU
Messenger RNA from Anolis sagrei ordinatus, 551 nucleotides. RefSeq names its product atonal bHLH transcription factor 7 (gene ATOH7). Lineage: Eukaryota; Metazoa; Chordata; Lepidosauria; Squamata; Anolidae. Gene Ontology annotation, biological process: positive regulation of transcription by RNA polymerase II; axon development; neural retina development. Gene Ontology annotation, cellular component: nucleus. Gene Ontology annotation, molecular function: protein dimerization activity; E-box binding; DNA-binding transcription factor activity, RNA polymerase II-specific. The record is from RefSeq and is a predicted model, not a curated record.